GAGAGAGUGUGUAUGUGUGUGUGUGUGUGUGUGUCAGCCGUACCCAUCAUGGCCCCUGAGCAGCAGCUGAUCAGACGGACCGCCGCUCCGCCAUCCUCCUCCAGCGAGCAGCGGCACCGGUGAGGAGGCUCCAUGUGUCCCCCAUCCUCGGUCAGAUAUCUGAGCAAGAGGGCCGCGCUCCAGCCGCCCAGCGCGAACAUGAAUAAGGAUUAUUCCAUUAAUCUAUCGGUGCAGCAAGUGCUGAGCCUGUGGGUCCAGGGCACGGUACCGACCCUACAGCACUUCACAGAAAUGUGGUACUGGGUGUUCCUGUGGUGUCUAUUCUCGUCUCUGUUCGUUCACAGUGCUGUGGGUCUGUUGAUGUGUGUGACACUGCAGCGUCACAAGAGAGGACGGCUCAUCACAGUGGUGCUCAUCAGCGUGGGGUUCCUGGCUUCUCUCACCGGCGGGGCCAUCACCAGUGCGGCAGUAGCAGGUGUGUACCGUGUGGCAGGGAAGGACAUGGCUCCUCUUGAAGCUCUGGUGUUCGGAGUGGGCCAGACCGCUUUCACUGUCAUCAUCUCAUUCUCACGGAUCUUGGCCACCCUCUAAACGGACUAAAAGCAUCAUUGACUGACUCACCCAACAGCCAAAUCGGCCAGCAGAAGAGACAGGGUAGAGGUGAGUGGGGUCAAACCACAGAGGUUUGGUCUGCGGUACAAAACGAUGAGCUUUAGGAGUCACUAAUGGCCAAUGGACCAUUAUAUGAAACCCUCUGGAAUGGCAGUCUUGGAGAAUUUAACAUUUCAAGAAGCAAAAACAGCAGUAUAAGCCAAUGACUGAAACUCAAUCUACGUGCCAACUGACUCGAUGCAGGAUUGAGAUGAAUCUUGGGAUGUCUGUUCAUCUUUGUUAAACAUUUGUUUUGUUUUUGCACAUGGAUCGUUUCAGCUUUAUGUAAACUGGGUGGUUUUGGAGCUGUAGCUGGGCCGUAACGCCAAGAUGGAUGCACCAAAAACAUCCUCUAAUAAUUUGACUUGUCUGUCUGUCCUCAA
Molecule: messenger RNA, 1034 nt
Organism: Sinocyclocheilus rhinocerous
Lineage: Eukaryota; Metazoa; Chordata; Actinopteri; Cypriniformes; Cyprinidae
Product: transmembrane protein 170B-like
Exons: 3
Coding region: 133-591 (152 amino acids)
Biological process (GO): negative regulation of canonical Wnt signaling pathway
Cellular component (GO): plasma membrane
Source: RefSeq, a predicted model, not a curated record